GGCUAUUUAUUUUGUUUUCAUUUCUUUGCUUAUUUAUUUUUAUUCAUAAAUAUCGUUAAUCGGUUGAUUCAGUUACUGUAUCGUUUUUUAACAAUAUAAAAUGCCUUUAAAUCAAUGUAGGUUGUGUUUAAAUACUGGAGCGGUUACUAAUGUAUUCGAAAAACAAGGUGAAGUUAUGAUAUCAACCAAAAUAAUGUCUUUAGCUAGAGUAAAGAUAUAUCCAGAUGACGGUUUUCCGGAUAAAGUUUGCUUUAAAUGUUUAUUACAACUGCAUAGUUGUUUACUUUUUAUACAACAGUGCGAAAGAGUUGAUUUUAAACUUAGAGAAGUAAAAAGGGAAAAUAUUUAUUUGGGUUUCAAUGAACACUACACAAACACAGAUAAAAAAAAUAAUACUUCACAAGUACAAAAAGAAAACUUAGAAGAAGAAAUAAGUCAAAAAGUUUUGGACGAAGAUGUAUGCAUUGAGAACUCUCCAAUUGAAAGUGUAGAAAAUAUACAAACAAAAGAUGCAUUGAUGCAAUUGGACAUAAAAGAUGGAAAAACAAAAAGGAAAGUUCAGAAAGAACAAUGUUUCACUUGUGGGAAAGUUUUAUCCUCCAAAUAUAGAUUAAAAAUGCAUAUCCGCGUACAUACAGGUGAAAAGCCAUAUUCAUGCCCUGACUGUGGUAAGAGCUUCUCGCAGCCAGAAAACCUGAAAGUUCAUUUGCGCAUACACACAGGAGAGAAACCUCUAGAGUGCACCAUAUGUGGAGUUCAGUUUGCUCAUUCCUCUGGCUUGCUGGCCCACAAACGGAAGCACACAGGCCAACUGCCAUAUGUAUGCUCUCUAUGCCCCCGCAGUUUUCGGACGUUAGGGCAUCUGCAGUACCAUAUACGUCGUCACACUGGUGAGACAAGCCACGAGUGUGACGUGUGUACCCGCGCCUUCAUUACCCGCAGCGAGCUCAAACAGCACAUCCUCUCCCACACUAAGGAGAAGCCCCACGUAUGCUCCACCUGCGGUGCCUGUUUCGGGCGUGCGGCCAACCUCAGGAGGCACGUGAAACACCAGCAUAAAGGAGAAAAACCAUAUACCUGCAAUAAAUGUAUGCACAAGUUUGCCCAAAAAUCGGAUUACGAACGCCAUAGGAAGACACAUGAGAAGCAAAAGACCUGAUUAAAGGCGUGUUAUCUUCCUGUUCUUCAUGUGGGUGUUCCACCUGCGAACGUGCACUACCGCACUCGCUGGUGGAAACUAUUUAUCCACGGGAAUCUGCAGAUUCUCGCACCAGGACAGGAGACUUACCGCGAAUAUCGAAAUUCACUGAUUGCGGGGAUCUUUCUCUUUUACUCCAAUAAAGGCGUAAUAAGAGUGACAGAGAAAAAUACCCGCAAUUUGCGAACUUCGAUUUUCGUGGUUAAGCCCAGGUGACGCGGCAAAACUUUUGUGCCGCGUGUCGCCGAAAUUAUUUUUAUAGCACCGUGCAAGACUUAGUUCACGGUCCUCUUAUGGGAUCACUUCGGUCUUGUCAGUUUUUACGGUGACAAUUUUCUAUGUGUCUAUGUUAGUCCGUAAGGCAAGUAUAUGUACGUAUGGACCUUAGUUACCUGGUAAUAAAUGAUAUCUGUUUUUAUAUUAAUGUGAUUAAUUGAAUAUUAAAUUUAUCAUUUAGGACGCUUAAUUUAAGAUGGGGUAUUUUUUUUUUAUUAUUUGGGGGAGGCCUAUGUCCAGCAGUGGACGUCCUCUGGCUGAU
Molecule: messenger RNA, 1736 nt
Organism: Cydia fagiglandana
Lineage: Eukaryota; Metazoa; Arthropoda; Insecta; Lepidoptera; Tortricidae
Product: gastrula zinc finger protein XlCGF8.2DB-like
Exons: 5
Coding region: 101-1159 (352 amino acids)
Cellular component (GO): nucleus
Molecular function (GO): zinc ion binding
Source: RefSeq, a predicted model, not a curated record